This is a messenger RNA of Cricetulus griseus (Chinese hamster), 1098 nucleotides long. RefSeq names its product solute carrier family 35 member C1 (gene Slc35c1). Gene Ontology annotation, biological process: protein O-linked glycosylation via fucose; GDP-fucose import into Golgi lumen. Lineage: Eukaryota; Metazoa; Chordata; Mammalia; Rodentia; Cricetidae. Gene Ontology annotation, cellular component: Golgi apparatus. The record is from RefSeq and is marked provisional. Gene Ontology annotation, molecular function: antiporter activity.
AUGAACAGGGCCCCUCUGAAGCGGUCCAGGAUCCUGCGCAUGGCGCUGACUGGAGGCUCCACUGCCUCUGAGGAGGCAGAUGAAGACAGCAGGAACAAGCCGUUUCUGCUGCGGGCGCUGCAGAUCGCGCUGGUCGUCUCUCUCUACUGGGUCACCUCCAUCUCCAUGGUAUUCCUCAACAAGUACCUGCUGGACAGCCCCUCCCUGCAGCUGGAUACCCCUAUCUUCGUCACUUUCUACCAAUGCCUGGUGACCUCUCUGCUGUGCAAGGGCCUCAGCACUCUGGCCACCUGCUGCCCUGGCACCGUUGACUUCCCCACCCUGAACCUGGACCUUAAGGUGGCCCGCAGCGUGCUGCCACUGUCGGUAGUCUUCAUUGGCAUGAUAAGUUUCAAUAACCUCUGCCUCAAGUACGUAGGGGUGGCCUUCUACAACGUGGGGCGCUCGCUCACCACCGUGUUCAAUGUGCUUCUGUCCUACCUGCUGCUCAAACAGACCACUUCCUUCUAUGCCCUGCUCACAUGUGGCAUCAUCAUUGGUGGUUUCUGGCUGGGUAUAGACCAAGAGGGAGCUGAGGGCACCCUGUCCCUCAUAGGCACCAUCUUCGGGGUGCUGGCCAGCCUCUGCGUCUCCCUCAAUGCCAUCUAUACCAAGAAGGUGCUCCCAGCAGUGGACAACAGCAUCUGGCGCCUAACCUUCUAUAACAAUGUCAAUGCCUGUGUGCUCUUCUUGCCCCUGAUGGUUCUGCUGGGUGAGCUCCGUGCCCUCCUUGACUUUGCUCAUCUGUACAGUGCCCACUUCUGGCUCAUGAUGACGCUGGGUGGCCUCUUCGGCUUUGCCAUUGGCUAUGUGACAGGACUGCAGAUCAAAUUCACCAGUCCCCUGACCCACAAUGUAUCAGGCACAGCCAAGGCCUGUGCGCAGACAGUGCUGGCCGUGCUCUACUAUGAAGAGACUAAGAGCUUCCUGUGGUGGACAAGCAACCUGAUGGUGCUGGGUGGCUCCUCAGCCUAUACCUGGGUCAGGGGCUGGGAGAUGCAGAAGACCCAAGAGGACCCCAGCUCCAAAGAGGGUGAGAAGAGUGCUAUUGGGGUGUGA